Messenger RNA from Epithele typhae, 432 nucleotides. RefSeq lists its product as uncharacterized. Bases 1 to 432 code for a protein of 143 amino acids. The transcript has a single exon. The record is from RefSeq and is a predicted model, not a curated record. Lineage: Eukaryota; Fungi; Basidiomycota; Agaricomycetes; Polyporales; Epitheliaceae.
AUGAAGCCCGAGCCCGACGCCCCCCACGUCUACGUCCAGCCCAUUCCGGACUCGGAGUACUCCAUCCGCCUCUUCCCGGGCUCAUACGCGUCUCGCGAGUGGGGCAUGGACUACGUCGAGACUGCGACAGGCCAGCCGGCGAACUCGCCGUUCGCGCACACGCUGUGGAUGCCCGCCGACGCUUCGCCGAUCCACAUGGGCGCGGUCGGCCCUCUCCGUUCUAUGGAGAGCUCGAUGGGCCUCGCGCAGGACAAGAUCCGUGCGGGCGGCGAGAAGUGGGUCCUGACGGACGGGCAGACGUACGUCAUCAAGCGGCCGGGGAAGAAGAACGUGCGGUUCAACGUGCCCAUUCGACCACUGCCCUCGCAAUCCUCCACCGGCGAGAACCUAGACGAGGACGUCGUGGUAUUCCCGCGCGUUCUGCAGGCCUGA